Fraxinus pennsylvanica is the source of this 1500-nucleotide messenger RNA. The record is from the annotation of a GenBank genome assembly. NCBI's taxonomy places the organism in Eukaryota, Viridiplantae, Streptophyta, Magnoliopsida, Lamiales, Oleaceae.
AUGGAUAUAGGCGGAAAUUCCUUACCAUCUGCAUCAGAUACGGUUAAGAGAAAAGUGAGCUACUUCUAUGAUCCAGAGGUUGGAAAUUACUAUUAUGGGCAAGGUCACCCAAUGAAGCCACACAGGAUGCGAAUGACUCAUGCUCUCCUCGCUCACUAUGGUUUACUACAACAUAUGCAUGUAUUGAAGCCUAAUCCUGCUCGAGAGAAGGAUCUAUGCAGGUUUCAUGCAGAUGAUUAUGUCUCAUUCUUGAGAAGAAUCACGCCAGAUACAGUGCAGGAAUAUUCGAGACAGCUGAAGAGAUUUAAUGUUGGCGAAGAUUGCCCUGUUUUUGACGGUCUUUACUCCUUCUGUCAAACUUAUGCUGGAGGUUCUAUUGGAGGAGCAGUUAAGUUAAACCAUCAACAUUGUGACAUUGCGGUAAAUUGGGCUGGUGGACUGCAUCAUGCAAAGAAAUGCGAGGCCUCCGGUUUCUGCUAUGUGAAUGACAUAGUUCUGGCUAUUUUGGAGCUCCUCAAGUUUCACGAGCGUGUUCUAUACGUCGACAUCGAUAUUCAUCAUGGCGAUGGUGUUGAGGAGGCUUUUUAUAUUACAGACAGGGUCAUGACCGUUUCAUUUCACAAAUUUGGAGAUUAUUUCCCUGGUACAGGGGACAUAAAAGAUAUUGGAUUUGGGAAGGGGAAAUACUAUGCUCUUAACAUUCCAUUAGAUGAUGGAAUUGAUGAUGAAAGCUAUCAGUCGUUGUUUAAGCCAAUAAUGAGAAAGGUGAUGGAUGUUUUUAGGCCUGGAGCUGUGGUCUUACAAUGUGGAGCUGAUUCCUUAUCUGGGGAUAGGUUAGGCUGCUUCAAUAUAUCCGUUAAAGGUCACGCGGAGUGUGUCAGAUUCAUGAGAUCUUUUAACGUGCCACUUCUUUUGUUGGGUGGAGGUGGCUACACAAUACGCAAUGUUGCUCGUUGCUGGUGCUACGAGACAGGAGUAGCUCUUGGAAUUGAGGUUGACGAUAGGGUGCCAGAGCACGAAUAUAUUGAGUAUUUUGGUCCGGAUUACACUCUUCACGUUGCUCCGAGUAACAUGGAAAAUAAGAACUCUCGUGAAAUGUUGGAUAAUAUAAGAGCAAAGCUCCUUGAUAAUCUCUCAAGACUUCAACAUGCACCAAGUGUACAGUUCCAAGAGCGGCCGCCUGAUACGGAAAUCCCAGAGGCAGACGAAGAUGAAGAUGAUAAUAAAGAUGAAAGAAAAGAUCCUGAUGAUGAUGUUAAUGUUGAUUACUUGAGAGUGAAGAUGGAAUCUGUUGAACCUGAAGCUAAAGAUCAGGAUGAAAUGGAAGUAGACAAGGAUGUGGGGGAGGCGGAUGAGUCAUUGAAUGAUACAGAGUGCUUGAAGGAUUCUACUUUACCUAUAAAAGUAGAAGCGCCAACAUCAGAAUCACUACAUACUAAAGUGGAAGAGGACAACUCGAAAAACCCGACCGAGCAACCUGAGGAGAUGGAUAACGAUUGA